AAAUAAAUAUAUAUAGAAACAUAGUAAUUAAUGAUGGUUACCAGACAAAAUGAGUUAUAAAAAAAUUGGUUAUUAUUUGUCAAUGGGAAACAGAGUCAUCUAAUCUCUUAUAGUUUACGGCAAUUUAAGAAAACUGUCAUGUUAGUAGUAUUUAAUUAGAUUACGUAUGCAAAAAUAAUGCAGUAGAAAGCAAUAUUAAAGUGUUCAGGAAGGCAAAUUGAAAGAAGAUUUGAAGAUAAUAUGGCUACAAUACAGCCAAUUUCUAACGGAAUCAUCAAUGGAUUCACGAAAAAGGAAAAGAUUAUGACCAUGGAUGUUGAUCAGUAUCUUAAACCAAGUGAAACGGGACUAGAUGGUCCCGAUCAAGUUUUAUAUUCAGAAGUGGAUUCAACAACUGAACCCGAUGGACGUACAAGAAUCAAAGUCGAAAAAAAUAGUUCAAUUGAGGCUAUUUCAGUUCCUGGACUUUUAACAAGAAUAGCCAGAGCUUAUCCUGAGCAUACUGCUCUUGUCUCGAGACCUGAACCGAGUGGCAAAAAAAUUAGUUAUACAUACAAAGAAUACGAAAACGAAGUGAGAACAGUGGCCAAAGCAUUUAUAAAAUUAGGUUUGGAAAAGCAUCAUAGCGUUUGUAUUUUAGGAUUUAAUAGUCCCCAAUGGUUCAUAGCCGAUGUUGCUGCGAUUUAUGCUGGAGGGUUUGCUGCAGGAAUCUACACAACAAACUCCCCCGAAGCAUGUCAAUAUUGUGCCGAAAGUAGUCGAGCAAAUAUAAUUGUAGUCGAAGACGCUAAACAAUUGGAAAAAAUUUUAGAAAUUAAAAAGAACCUUCCAAAUUUGAAAGCAAUUAUCCAAUACGAGGGAAUAGUCAAGGAUAAAAGUGUACUAAGUUGGCGCGACCUUAUCGAAAUAGGAAAAAAGGAGUCUGACGAUAAAUUGGAAUCAAUUCUUCGUACUAUGGGAGUAAACGAAUGUUGUACCUUAGUUUAUACGUCGGGAACAGUUGGAAAUCCAAAGGCUGUAAUGUUGAGCCAUGACAAUCUUUUGUAUGACGCUCGGAUGAUUAUUGACUCUAUCAAGGCAAAAAAUUGUUCUGAAGUAAUUGUGAGCUUUUUGCCUUUAUCUCACGUUGCAGCUCAGUUGGUGGACAUUUUCUCAAGUAUGAUGAUCGGUGCUACAGUGUAUUUCGCCGACAAAAAUGCCCUAAAGGGCAGUUUAGUGAAUACUUUGGUGGAAGCGCGGCCUACAAUUUUCCUCGGCGUUCCAAGAGUGUGGGAAAAGAUUUACGAGAAAAUGCAAUUGGUCGCUCGCAAUAAUGGUCCGAUAAAAAGUUGGAUUGCAGGCUGGGCAAAAUCACAGGGACUUUUUUACAAUAUGAACAAAAUGAAUGGUGUCGAUUACAGACACUGGGGCUAUUUAUUCGCCAAAUGGCUUGUCUUCAAUAAGGUGAAGGCGGCAUUGGGCUUUGAUAGAUGCAAUCUUUUUGUCACCGCUGCCGCACCUCUUGGCAACGAAGUGAAAAAGUACUUUAUGAGCCUCGAUAUUCCAAUUCUCGAAGCUUACGGAAUGUCCGAGUCAAGCGGCGCUCACGCCUUGAGUCUCAACGAUCGUUAUAGAUUGGGAAGUGUUGGUCCCACUCUCAAGACAUUUAAGACGAAACUAGAUAAUUUAGAUAAUACUGGCGAAGGAGAAAUUUGCAUGGGCGGUCGUCAUGUAUUCAUGGGGUACUUAAACGAUGCUGAGAAGACACGAGAGGCAAAGGAUGAAAAAGGAUGGUUACACAGUGGCGAUUUGGGAAGAAUAGAUGGCAAUGGAUUCCUCUAUGUCACAGGGAGAAUAAAGGAACUUAUAAUAACUGCUGGUGGUGAGAAUGUGCCUCCAAUUCACAUUGAACAUUUAGUGCUAGCCGAAUUACCAGCGUUGAGUAAUGCCAUGUUAAUUGGUGACAGAAGAAAAUACCUGACAAUUCUAGUCACGUUAAAGACUGAAAUGAAUGUUGACACAGGAGAACCUCUAGACACAUUGUUGCCUGAUACAAAAGCGUGGCUUAAAUCAAUCGGAAGUAAAGCAACAACGCUUUCAAAUAUAUUAGAAACUCGUGAUCCACUGGUAUUCAAAGAAAUAGAAAAAGCUAUAGAAAGAGCCAAUGAAAAAGCGACGAGUAAUGCUCAGAAAGUGCAAAAAUUCCAAUUAUUACCACACGAUUUUUCCGUUCCAACUGGUGAAUUAGGGCCAACGUUGAAAGUCAGACGAAAUAUAGUUCAAAAAAUCUAUUCAAAUUUGAUAGAAGAAAUGUAUAAUUAAUUCAAUUUUAUUAUUCUUUAAAAAAACGGAUAAAUUUGAAAAUUGAUAAAAUCAAGUAAUAGAUAUAUAAAAAAUAUUUGCCGGGUUCCAGUAAAA
Molecule: messenger RNA, 2397 nt
Organism: Leptopilina heterotoma
Lineage: Eukaryota; Metazoa; Arthropoda; Insecta; Hymenoptera; Figitidae
Gene: bgm
Product: very long-chain-fatty-acid--CoA ligase bubblegum
Exons: 12
Coding region: 241-2301 (686 amino acids)
Cellular component (GO): membrane; endoplasmic reticulum
Molecular function (GO): long-chain fatty acid-CoA ligase activity
Source: RefSeq, a predicted model, not a curated record